GGUGGUGGUGGUAGUAGUGGCGGUGGUGGUGGUGGUGGUGGUGGUAGUAGUAGUAAUAGUAAUAGUGGUGAGUGGGAGCAAACUGCGCGAAGCUAGUUCGUGGUUGAAAGCUGCAACGAAGCGCGAGGUGUGCAGAGUUGCAGCAGGAAAUUAUGAAGCGUAUAAAGAGCGCUCCGUUGGCCGCCGCUUGUCAUAGCUGCCGGUGAAUGUGUGAUCCGGGGGCAGCAGAGAUCCACCGUAAUGACGACCGAAGAGACGACCGAGCAGCCCCCGGUAGACGACUGCCUGAAGGAACGGAAAUGGUGGUGCUUCCUGCUGUCGAGCAUCUUCACUUUCCUUGCCGGGCUGCUGAUCGUACUCCUCUGGCGUGCGUUCGCCUUCCUCUGCUGUCGCAAGGAACCCGAAUUCGCUCCAAAUGACCCGAAACAGAAAGAGCAAAAGACGAGCCGUCAGGGCAAGGAGUUCGAGGGGACUUUUAUGACCGAGGCCAAAGACUGGGCCGGUGAACUGAUUUCUGGACAAACCACCACUGGACGUAUUUUGGUGGUGUUAGUUUUCAUUCUCAGUAUAGCAUCGCUUAUAAUAUACUUCAUCGAUGCCUCUAGCGAAGAGGUGGAACGUUGCCAAGAGUGGAGCAACAACAUUACUCAGCAGAUAGACUUAGCUUUCAAUAUAUUUUUUAUGGUCUACUUUUUUAUACGCUUUAUCGCCGCCAGUGAUAAGCUGUGGUUCAUGCUGGAGAUGUAUUCGUUCGUGGACUACUUUACGAUACCACCGUCCUUCGUGUCGAUAUAUCUCGAUCGGACGUGGAUCGGACUGAGGUUCCUUCGAGCCCUACGACUGAUGACGGUCCCUGACAUUCUCCAGUACCUAAACAUUCUAAAGACAUCGAGUUCCAUUCGUCUCGCCCAACUUGUAUCGAUCUUCAUCUCCGUCUGGUUAACAGCUGCUGGCAUCAUUCAUUUGCUUGAAAACUCAGGGGACCCGUUCGAGUUCACGAACCCUCAACAGCUUUCGUACUGGACCUGCGUCUACUUUCUCAUCGUGACGAUGUCCACGGUAGGAUAUGGCGACGUUUACUGCCAGACGGUCCUCGGCCGCACAUUCCUAGUAUUUUUUCUACUCGUCGGUUUGGCCAUAUUCGCCAGUUGUAUCCCCGAGAUAAUUGACCUGAUCGGGACGCGAAACAAGUAUGGCGGCACUUUGAAGAACGAGCGAGGUCGCAGACAUAUUGUCGUGUGUGGCCACAUCACCUACGAAUCAGUCUCGCACUUCCUCAAGGACUUCUUGCACGAGGACCGCGAGGACGUCGAUGUGGAAGUUGUCUUCUUGCAUAGGAAAGAGCCAGAUCUCGAAUUGGAGGGUCUCCUGAAGAGGCAUUACACGACCGUGGAGUUUUUUCAGGGCACUAUGAUGAAUGCUGUGGACCUGGAGCGUGUCAAGGUCCACGAGGCAGACGCGUGUUUGGUUCUGGCGAACAAGUACUGUCAAGAUCCAGAUGCGGAAGACGCAGCAAACAUCAUGCGUGUCAUCUCCAUCAAGAACUAUUCGGAUGACAUUCGCGUUAUCAUUCAAUUAAUGCAAUAUCACAACAAGGCCUACUUACUAAACAUUCCAUCAUGGGACUGGAAACAGGGCGACGACGUGAUUUGCCUGGCCGAGUUGAAGCUGGGCUUCAUCGCACAGUCCUGUCUAGCGCCGGGUUUCAGCACGAUGAUGGCCAAUCUUUUCGCCAUGCGUUCCUUCAAGACGUCACCCGAUAUGCAGGCUUGGCAGAAUGACUACCUUCGUGGAACUGGAAUGGAGAUGUACACCGAAACACUGAGCCCUACCUUCAUUGGAAUGCCCUUUGCCAAAGCCACUGAGUUAUGCUUCACGAAGUUGAAGUUAUUGCUGUUGGCAAUCGAGAUAAAGGGCGAAGGAGGUGGCGACAGUAAGAUAUCAAUUAAUCCACGUGGUGCCAAGAUCGUAGCAAAUACUCAGGGAUUCUUCAUUGCUCAAUCUGCCGACGAAGUGAAGCGGGCGUGGUUCUAUUGCAAAGCAUGCCACGAGGAUAUAAAAGACGAAACUCUGAUCAAGAAGUGCAAGUGCAAAAAUUAUGUGGGGAUGAUGAUGAUGCAGACCGGCAUGGUGAAGGGAAACACUGCCUACAGCAGUUACCUCGACGUGGCCACAUUCCGGAAAGGCGUGCGAGCUGUUCAAAUGGUUGGAAGAGCAAGUGAAGACUUCUCGUAUGCAAACGACCACCAUCCUCCCCCCACAUUCACUCCGCCAGAACUGCCCAAGAUGGUUCACGUAAGAGGUGAGAUCAGUCGUGACCGAGAAGAUCCAAACGCGAUGAGAAAUCACCGGAAUUCCGUCGGGAUGACCAUGAUGAAUUCAACGAAACAAGUGAAUAAGGUGAAACCGAAUGUGAAUCGAGCGACAAAUGACAGUUUAUCCAGUCCAAAUCAACCGUACAAUCAGAGAUCGCAAGAGGAGUCCGCAUACCCUGGCUACCAUCUCGCCUACGAAGUCAAAAAGCUCAUGCCGACGAGCAGAGCCUCGGGCGGUACGAACGUGAACAACAACGGUGGUCUUCAAGUCGGAAUAGCCGACGAUCAGGCGAAGGAUUUCGAUUUCGAGAAGACCGAAAUGAAGUACGAUUCAACGGGUAUGUUCCACUGGAGCCCAUCCCGUAACCUCGAAGACUGCAUAUUGGAUCGUAAUCAGGCGGCGAUGACGGUCCUGAACGGACAUGUUGUCGUAUGCCUAUUCGCCGAUCCCGACUCGCCUCUCAUCGGACUGAGAAACCUUGUCAUGCCAUUACGAGCUUCCAAUUUUCAUUACCACGAGCUUAAACACGUAGUAAUAGUUGGGUCUGUGGAUUACAUCCGCCGCGAGUGGAAAAUGUUGCAGAAUCUACCGAAGAUAUCGGUGUUAAACGGUUCACCAUUAAGCAGAGCAGAUCUGCGUGCCGUUAACGUGAAUUUGUGCGACAUGUGUUGUAUCCUGUCGGCUAAAGUGCCUAGCAACGAUGACCCCACCCUCGCCGACAAGGAAGCCAUCCUCGCGUCCCUUAAUAUCAAAGCUAUGACUUUCGACGACACCAUUGGUGUGCUGAGCCAAGCAAAUAAUGAACAAGGUAAUUUGACCGCAGUUGGCAGCCCAAUCGUUUUGCAGCGACGAGGAUCCGUUUAUGGAGCAAACGUGCCAAUGAUAACAGAACUCGUAAACGAUAGCAAUGUGCAGUUCCUUGACCAGGACGACGACGAUGAUCCGGACACAGAACUGUACCUUACCCAACCGUUUGCUUGCGGUACUGCCUUUGCCGUCAGCGUAUUAGAUUCAUUAAUGUCGACGACGUAUUUCAAUCAGAACGCGCUGACUUUAAUUCGAUCUCUAAUCACUGGUGGAGCAACGCCUGAGUUAGAAUUAAUUCUUGCUGAAGGAGCAGGUUUACGAGGAGGUUAUAGCACACCUGAUAGUUUGGCCAAUAGAGAUCGAUGUCGAGUUGGUCAAAUCGCGUUAUACGACGGGCCAUUAGCCCAAUAUGGCGAAGGAGGCAAGUACGGUGACCUCUUUGUCGCAGCAUUAAAGUCAUAUGGAAUGCUGUGCAUUGGUCUGUACAGGUACAGGUUUCGAGAUACAAGCUCAUCGUGCGAUGCUUCUUCUAAAAGAUACGUCAUUACAAAUCCUCCAGAUGAUUUCACGUUAUUGCCUACAGAUCAGGUUUUCGUGCUGAUGCAAUUUGACCCAGGUCUGGAAUAUAAGCCGAGCAGAGGAGCUCGGGGAAAGGAUGACGCCUCCUGACUGUUGCUGUGUAGCGCCCUCACCGACGGACCUUAUUCCUAUAUCUAAUCACGCAAAGGAAACCAUCAUGCCGCCCGUCGUCCCUACCAACUAGUCUAGGUUAGCUGGCAUUAUGGUACGAUGCCCUCAACGAAUAAUUAUCGCAAACCCCGUCCAUAGAAACGUAUCAUCAACACGUCCGUUUUUCCCGCUGGUUACAUGGUGUGUCACCGGUGAAAAUUUCGUCAAUACAACUGAUUCGGUUUUCCUCUAGUGUGUCCAACAGAUUUCUCUGUUCUUUGCUAUUUAUCGCUGCGUGAUUUAUUUUCACAUCGUGUUCGAACAUUUUUUACGUUGAGGCUUGUUUGUGAUAACGAGUAGAAGAAGGUAAAAAAAAAAAAAAUAAAGUAGAAAAAGGAAAAAAAAGCAUCGUGACAAAUGUGAAGAAAGAAGGAAGAAGAAGAAGAAAAGAAGGAAUAAUCUGCAAGAGAAAGAAAGAAAUAUAGAAACGACAAAAGGGAUACCGGGAUGCGGUAUGAUGAAAAACGGUCCGAGGGUAGCUACACGUUAAGCUUUCUAAAUCUUCGUAAGACGAGGAAAUAAUAACGUCUUCGAUGAAAGGCCAAAUAAGGACUGAACGGGCUUAUAUCUGAAGCGUAAAACGGCUGUGCAAAUCCCACGCCCCUUUAUGCAUUCAGCAAUAUACAGAAGUACAGGAAGAAAACAGAAAAAGAAAAAAAAAUAAUACUUAAAACAAUGCGAAGCAAAACAGCUUAACUAAUAAAAAUGCUUGAGAACAUCUUCAAGGCUGAUCGCUAAGGAAUUGUAAUCGCCUUCGCGACUUAACGUAUACCAUCGCUGUAGCUCAUUCAGGAUAUGUAAAUAGGUACAGAACAGGUGAAUAUGUUGUCAUUUGACAGUAAACUAUAAGCGAAAAUGCGGAACGAGGAGGAAAGAGGAAGAAAUAGGAGGAUAUACGAUUAUUGAUUGAGAUAUAAAUCGCACUGACAGGAACCACCGUUUUGGUCCUUUCAUUGUAAAUGCAUUGUUCACUUUGCAAAGACAGUCGUGUGUUCGUCUCCUGUAUCGUGAUUUUGUAUCUUGCCUUGUCAGCAAAUGGAAAUAUGUAUACAUAUAUGUACAUGUAUCUGUAUAUGCGUAUGUACGUAGGUGAUUCGUGCAACUAGAGCAGACCACAGCUUUUAUCCUGAAAAUGAAAGCUUACAAGAAGUAUGAUAUAUGAUUUAGCAUAUUUGCAAUUUUAUCAUUGUAUAUCUAAUUUUAUUAUGAUUAUGUACACUUCUCUAUGUUCUUCUGUUCUCUUCUUGAUUUAUAAAUACAGAAAUAUUGAAAUAAAUAGUUUAUAUAACACUCUGUGAUCAGUGUGCAAAUCCACUGAUAAAGAUAUUUAUAUUAUUGAAUGUAAUACGUGAUUUUUAAAUGUGAUUUGCAACUUUUUUUGUAACUACAUACAUAUUAUGCAAUAAAAAGUUGACAUCAUAUUUAAUUAUAUAAAUCUAUACCAGAAAAAUAAAAUAUUUAGCACGGUUAUGUAUAUACACAUAUGUUAUUUCUCUAAAUGGGCUUGUAAAAUAUUAAUCUUCUUAUUCCAUUAUUGCAGCAUUUUUACACAAAUAAUGAGAAAGGAUUAACGAUAAUAUACAAAGCACUAUAUUUUCUAUUUGCAUUUAACAAAACAAAUAUAAGUAAAUAUUAUAGAUAGACGUCACGAUAUUUCUAAAAGAAACGAAUAAUUAAUUUAACGCGUUUAUUUACCAAUUAUGUAUGUAUGAUAUAUUUUUUAUUUCAAUUUUUAUGCAAUCAAGAAAAAGGUUAUAGUCUGUUAUACAUGCAACAAUCACCUCGUAUGCUUAGUUUUAGAUGAAACAAUUUGCAAAUGAUAUGUGCAGCGUUACAAAAGAUAGGUACGAACAGGAGUGCAGGACUAUAUGUAAACUUUACCUUGAGUGUCUUCUUUUGCGGCUAAUGAUAAAAAAAUCUCAAUCAAGCACUUUGUACAGAUUCUAUACAUAAACGUGUAUGCAUCUAUGGAUGUAUGUACGUAUGUAGGUACGUACGUAUGUAUGUAUGUAUGUAUGAAUUUAUGCACGUACGUGCGUAUGUAUGUAUCUACGUAUGUAUGUAUACAUGAUGCAUGAAUGUAUAAUACAUCUAUGCAUGUAUAUGUGUAUAUAAUUGUAUACAUAUGCGCGUAUCUAUGCACGCGUGUAUACGCGUUUAUUUAUACGUGCGUAUAUGUAUGCAUGUGACGCGUGUGUGUUUGUGUGUAGAUAUGCAUGUAUGUAUACGCGUGUAUGCAUGCACGUGUGUAUGUAUAUAUAUAUAUGUAUGUAUGUAUAUGUGUGAAUAUAUAUAAUAAUUACGAUAAAAAAAAAAACACCUUUUCCACACAAAUUGAGUAUUAAUCGACUAUGUAUCGAUACGACUAAAUAUACAUUAUAAGUAUAUAUGCACAUAUAUAUGUAUACAUAGACACUCUCUUUUAUAUAUUUUUAUGAAACUCACGAGUGUGUACAUACGAACGUACAUAUGUGUACAUACAUCCAUAUACGUAUACACGUAUGUAUGUAUGUAUAUAUGUCUGUAUGCAUGUAUAUGUAUAUAUAUGUAUGUAUGUAAAAAAAAAAAACAAACAAACGGAUCAAAUAAGAUAUAUACAUACAUAAAAAAAAAAAAAGAAUAAGAAAUACACAGAUACACCUAUACACAAAUACUUCUUCCUUGCUCUUUCCCCCGCUCCGCCCCAACCCCCUUUUUUCUGUCACUUGUAACAUGACUGAAACACGCACACGUAAUGAUAUAACAUACGAGAGAGAAAAAAAAAAAUACGUACGAGUGCAUGUAACAUGGUAACACAAUCACACACGGUAUGGAUCCACAGAUACAGAUGCAUUGCAAGGCCAUACACGCGUGCACACGCGCGCAUCCUCUCUUUCUUAUACAGCGCAUAGACACACACACGCACGCACACACGCGCACACACACACACACACACACACAUGCACACACGAUAGGAAAAAAAAAGUGAUAUUACAUCGACGAAAUGCGUGAGAAGAAAGAAGAAGAACGGGGGGAGAGAAAAAAAAAAGGAAACCAGGGGAAACGAUUCGCGCGUGCGGAAGCAAAGUAAACACGGGGAGUGUAAAGGAAAUGGAAAUAGUAUCGUGUGAUCCGACCAAUAUGAUAUACGUUGAAAAAAAAAAGCAUCGGUUUUUGUGCUCGAUCGUUGAAAUUCAGACUAACUUACGGGAUAAUAAAAGGGAAAAAAAAAAAAAAAAAAAAAUGUGCAAAUGGAACGCAGCGGAUCGAUAUUAACGGGGAGAAAAGAGAAUACAAAAAAAGUAGCUGUGGUAGACGCUGCCGUGUAUCGCGAUUACGAGUCGCCGCCGCCACCGCCAUUGCUACUGUUUGCAAUAUAUCCAUAUGCACUAUUCACUGCCACUGCAGUUCGUGUUAUAUCGUUGUAUAUAACUUUCUAUGUAUGGCUCGAUUAAGGCGAGAAGGGCCGGUGAGGCGUGCGAAUCGGAUAGCUUGAUGAAUAGUAAAAAAAAGGAAAAAAAAAAAAAGAAAAAAGAAUUAUAAUAACUAAACAAUGUGCAGCAUCAGCCGCAAUAAGUGUCAUUCGUUGCUCCUGAUUUCCAAGUAUUUUUUCAUUUUUUUUUUUCUUUCUAUUUUUGAUUUUUCGUUACACUACUUUGUAUCGAUUCGCGAUACAAAGAGAACGCCGGUCGAUCUCUCUCUGUUUUUUAAACCAAUAUCAAAAUCGAUAUUUAAAUGCGCUCCUUUUAUCGAUUGCGAAUGUAAUGUUACGAUGACGAUAAAAAUGAACGAUUGUUAAUGAGUCGCUUUCGGCUUUCUUAUUCUUCUCGUAUCGAUCGGACAAUAGCAAACGAAGAUCUAGUUUUAUUUCGAGUCUAUUGAUUAUCAAUUUGUCUUACAUAAUUAUAAAAUUUCAAAUGCUACACAUUUUCUUUGUGCUCGUAUCGAGACAUGAUAUUCGUUUAUCGCGAUAAAGUUGAAAUUAUCGAAAAUAUAUUGUAGUAAAUUUGAGAAAUUAAUGGAGAAUAGAUAAAGCUGAAAGUGAGUCACAAUUAGCUAGCUGAAAAGCGAACGAAAAUUCUCUUAUGUGUUACUGUUAUCCUCCUCACUAUAUGAACAGUGCUAUUCUUUUUCUCUUUUCCAAACUGACCACUUUGCAUCGGACUUCGAGGAAUCUUUUAAACAAUGGGAACCGUAACAAUGAACGAUCAUAAUUGUAAAUGAACUCUUUCUAUUUCCUCAUCGGCAAUUUCACGAUGAAAAUUUCAUAAAAGAAGAAAA
This is a messenger RNA of Apis florea (little honeybee), 8112 nucleotides long. RefSeq names its product calcium-activated potassium channel slo (gene slo). Lineage: Eukaryota; Metazoa; Arthropoda; Insecta; Hymenoptera; Apidae. The record is from RefSeq and is a predicted model, not a curated record. Gene Ontology annotation, biological process: potassium ion transmembrane transport. Gene Ontology annotation, molecular function: large conductance calcium-activated potassium channel activity. Gene Ontology annotation, cellular component: postsynaptic membrane.